This is a messenger RNA of Chelonus insularis, 1479 nucleotides long. RefSeq names its product kin17 DNA and RNA binding protein (gene kin17). Gene Ontology annotation, molecular function: double-stranded DNA binding. Lineage: Eukaryota; Metazoa; Arthropoda; Insecta; Hymenoptera; Braconidae. Gene Ontology annotation, biological process: DNA replication; DNA damage response. Gene Ontology annotation, cellular component: nucleus. The coding region runs from base 132 to 1385 and encodes 417 amino acids. The record is from RefSeq and is a predicted model, not a curated record. The transcript has a single exon.
AACCAUAAAAAACGCUGAGUUUAUGCAUAAACAUUACGCUUUACAAGCAAAUAAUUUAUUAAAAUUAUAAUCUGCAUUAUUAAUUAUUAUAUACAAUUUGAAUGUUGGUUCAUUAAAUUUAUUAGUGCACAAUGGGAAAACAUGAAGUUGGAACACCCAAAUAUAUUGCCAAUAAAAUUAAAGCUAAAGGUUUGCAAAAGUUGAGAUGGUACUGUCAAAUGUGUCAAAAACAGUGUCGAGACGAAAAUGGAUUCAAAUGUCAUACGAUGUCGGAAUCUCAUCACAGACAAAUGCUCUUAUUUGCUGACAGUCAACAUAAGUAUAUGGAUCAAUUUUCUAGAGAAUUUUCUGAUGGGUAUUUGAAUUUACUAAAACGUCAAUUUGGUACACGUCGAGUAUCUGCCAAUAGAGUUUAUCAAGAUUAUAUCACAGACAGACAUCAUAUUCAUAUGAAUGCUACGAUUUGGUACAGUCUUACAGCUUUUGUUAAAUGGCUUGGUCGCACAGGAAAAUGUGUUGUAGAUGAAACGGAGAAAGGAUGGUUUGUUACAUACAUUGAUCGUGAUCCAGAGACUCUAGCAGCUCAAGAACGAAAAGCUAAAAAGCAGAAAAUGGAUAAAGAUGAUGCAGAGCGUAUGAUGGAGUUCAUCGAAAAACAAGUUGAAAAAGGCAGUCAAGAACAAAAAGAUACUUCUGAUGACACAGCUACACCAUUGAUGCGUUCGGAAGAAGAUGGUCCUUUAGUUUUGGAGCUGAAACUUAAACCUAGAUUACCCCAAGUAAUGGGUCCACCAUUGAAACCACCCAAAAAAUUAAUUAACGAUCGUGAUAUAAAAAAAGAACCUAUCGAUUCAAAUGAAGGAACCAGUGAUGAAGGAAAUGUAGAUAGAAAUACAAAUGAUUCAGAGGAAUGUGAAAGUCAUUCAUACAGAAGCUUUAAAAGAAAAGACUAUGAUGAGGAUUCUGCUAGAAAAAAGAAACAUAGUAAAAGAAAAUCAGAAGAGCGUGAAGAAAAAUCUACUGAAGGAUGGCUACGAGAAGGAUUAGUUGUUAAAAUAAUCACAAAAAAAUUAGGCUCGAAAUAUUAUAAAGCUAAAGGAGUAGUGCAGGGUCCAAUGUUAGAUUCUGGAUUUGUGGCUAAAGUAAAAUUAUCUUCUCCAGAAGAUGUAGAAGGACACGUGAUAAAAAUUGAUCAAGAAUAUCUAGAAACAGUUAUACCAGCGAUUGGAAAAGAAGUGAUGAUUGUUCAAGGAAAAUAUCGAGGUUCCAUAGCUACAGUUGAAAAAGUUAGAAUUGAAGAAUUUAGCGUUGAUGUUGAAAUUAUUAAGGAUAAUAAAUACGUGAAAAAACUUCCUUAUGAAUAUAUUUGUAAAUAUGUUGGCUGAUGAUCAUUCUAGAUAUAAUUAAUUUAUUGGAAACAAUGUACAUUAUUUAAAAAAUUUUAUAUUUAUUUACAAAAUCAAGUAGAUUCACCAAUAA